ACAAAUACAUAUGCCUGCGCCAAGUGAAACUGCUUCUGGCAUUGCCCAGCUGCUGUGAGGCUCAAAGUACAAGCAGAGUGGGGUUCUAUCCUCCCUGCUGAAAGCUUGCUGGGUAGCACUUGCUUCCCCUUCUAGCACUGUUGCAUGGAGCUGCCGUGAGAGAGAUCCAGCGCUCCACUCCAGAGGAGGCUGCAUUUCAGCAUAGGGGAAGGGACUGUUCUCUGUAUGCUGAUGAGCCUGGGGGAGCCGCGUGAGCCCUCUGUUAGCAGUUCCAGUCUUUGGUUCCAUGAAGGAGAAGCUCAGCUUGCAGGUGACGGGGAGUAACAAAAGGCCACAACAUUUACUCACCACUGCCUGUGUUGGACUGGAGUGUGGUUCUGAGGGCCUCUCUUCCGAGCAUUGCUUCCCUGGCUAACCCUGAGUCUCUCCUCUCCCUCUGACAUGGCGAGGUUCUGCCCAAGCUAGAAGACUUGGAGGGGCAUCCCAGGAGCAGAGCAACAGCUGGAGGCAGAGAGGCAUAGCUGGCUCUGCCGGGCGUGAGCCACCCACCCACCCGCACUGCUGCCGGGAAGUGAGCCAGGAUGUCCCAGCUGUCCGUCAACGAUCACCUGGAGGGGAUCCUCUCCGACUUCGAAGCACUGAAGAGGUCGUUCGAUAUGGAGGAUGCUGAAGAGGCUCCAGCUGUUCUGCCUUCCUGCCCGUUCGGCCCCAGCAUGCCUGCAGACAGCCUAGUCGCGGGCAAUGGGGAAAGUGGCCGGCUGGCCAGCCUCAUGCCACCCACCCAUCAAUCCCGCAUCAGCCUCAGCUCGAGCCCCAGCCCAGCCCAGAGCCCUGUGCUGAAGACCAGGAUUAGCACCAGCUUCUCCUUCAACAGAGGCACCAUCCAGCUGGCCAGGGCCAACGGCGCCGUGAGCUCCAGCCUGACCCGCGUCACCUCUUUCCAAGCCAGGCUUGAUCCCAAUGGCUUCUCCUCCUCCUUAGGCCUGGGCAGCGAGAGCCUCCACAGCUCCUCCUCCAGCUUGGAGUGCCCACUGCCCCCCAGCACACCCCAGAGUGCUGCCAGGCAGCUGGAGCCUCGGGGGCUCAAGGCCGCCCCGGUUGCCAGCCCGGCACUGAAGAAAUUCUCUUCCCACAGUAAUGUCUUCCAUUCUGAGGCGGAACAGCCCAUCCAGCUGGUGUCCAAGGCCGGAGUGAACCAUGGCUCACUGCCCUCUCUGGACCUGCACAUUGCCGAAGAUCAGGGCUCCCCCAUCCCACUCGCCCCUGCCCUGGCUUUUCACUCUGCUGGAGCCUGGAGCAGCAGCAGCCAGAACUGCGCCUUGCUCCGAGGGAAGAGCAGCACACCCAUCAGCAGGGAGCCUUCCUUCUCCUCCUCUUCCUCCUCUUCCUCUUCCUCCCCACUCUCCGAUGCAGCCCAGCGGCCCAGUCUGAGCCCCCCUCCUCCACCCUUCAGGCAGCCGACAAAGCUGCAGAAAUUCCCCCUCAGCCUGGAUGGUUUGGUGGGGAAGCCUCUGGAUGGCUCGGAUCCAGCGCCGAGUGCUGACUCUGCGUCCAGACCGCUGCCAAGGACGCAGCUCCAGCUCAGCCUCAGCACCAGCCCCAGCCUGUCCCGGCAGCCCCCGGGUAGGGCCAAGGAGGGUGCAGCCGCAGCCUCUGUGAGUGGUGUCUCCGCAGCGCCGUCUCCGGGGAAGUGCCCAGGUGCCCAGGUCAAUGAGAGCCCUUGGCCACCAUCUCGGUCUCCUGCUCAAGCUGCUCCCUUCAGGCUCAUGUCUCGGCCUCAGAUAAUGCAAGUGACUUCUCAACCCUCCUUCCUUGGGGGCCCAGCAGCAUGUCCAAGGGAACAUGUCCGAUCCAUGGCUGAAAGAGUCAACUCCUUCUCCAGCUCUGAGGUCUCAGGCCUUGGGGCUCCUGCUCCCAGUUCCUACCCAAGGGAAGUCCCCUACGUGGGCCCGGCAGGUUCUCCAAGGGUCUCUUCUGUGAGCGAGGAGAUGCAGGGCCGAGAGAAGACAAAGGAAGGGAGUAGCCCGGAGCCAGGGUGUAUCAGUAUGGAGGGGCAGCCAGUCCAGCCAGCGCCCGAGGAGACGCCCCGCAACACUAACCCAGCCAACGUGGGGCUGGAGCUCUUUGGCUACGUGGGCAUCGAGGCGGUGCUGGAUCAGAUGAGGAUCAAGACCAUGAAAACAGGCUUUGAAUUCAACCUCAUGGUUGUAGGGCAGAGUGGCCUGGGAAAGUCGACAAUGGUGAACACUCUCUUCAAGUCGAAGGUGAGCCGGAAACCCACAGGCCCCGGCUACGAGGAGCACAUCCCAAAGACGGUGCAGCUGCAGUCCGUCACCCACGUUAUCGAAGAGAAGGGCGUGAAGAUGAAGCUGACUGUGACAGACACGCCAGGGUUCGGCGACCAGAUCAACAAUGAAAACUGCUGGGACCCCAUCAUCAAGUACAUCAACGAGCAGUAUGAGAAGUACCUGAGAGAGGAGAUCCUCAUCAGCCGCAAACGGAAGAUCCCAGACACCAGAGUCCACAGCUGUGUGUACUUCGUGCCACCCACUGGCCACUGGCUGCGUCCCUUGGAUCUGGAGUUCAUGAGGCGGCUGAGUAAGAUCGUCAAUGUGGUGCCAGUGAUCGCCAAGGCAGACACCCUGACCCUGGAGGAACGGGCCGAGUUCAAGCAGAGGAUCCAGAAGGACUUGAAGGCCCACGGCAUCAGCGUCUAUCCCCAGGAGGAUUUUGAUGACAACCCAGACGACAGGAUAUUGAAUGAUAAAAUUCGAGACAAAAUCCCCUUUGCGGUGGUGGGAGCGGACAAGGAGCAUCAGGUGAACGGGAAGAGGGUCUUGGGCCGCAAGACCAAGUGGGGGAUCAUUGAAGUGGAGAACCCAGCGCACUGCGAAUUCCCCCUGCUCCGAGACCUGCUCAUCCGGUCCCACCUGCAGGAUCUCAAGGACAUCACCCACAACGUGCAUUACGAGAGCUACCGCGUGCAGCGGCUCAACGAGAGCAACCGGCUGGUGCUGAGCCCUGUCAAUGGGCUGCUGGGGAAGGACGAGGUGGAGAGCGACCUCUGAGCAGGGAGAGCAGGGCGUCCUCCUCCCAGACAGCGCCCACAGACUGGCUGAGGGGGGGAGGAGCUGAGAUCCCCACCCCCUGGACAGAGUUCCUCCGUUCUCACUGCCCUGCCCAAGUGCCCUAGUGCUGGGCCAGGCGCUGUCUCUGCCAAUGCACCAAAACCUUCCUGCCGUGCAACAGCCUUAAGCAAGGAAAGACUCUUGGGGGGCUGUGCCAGGCACUGCCUCGAGGGCCCCCACUGCUCGCCAUCCAUUCCUCCUGCUUCCCCCAUGCCUGUCCCCCUUGGCGACUUUACAUGGAGCUCAUAGGUUCCUGGCACACGCACCCCCUGCACCGCUGCUCUCCGACAAGCACACCCCAGUUCUGGAGAGAGCCCUGCCCUACCAUGGAGGCACAGACUGGAGCCAGUGGGCCUGACCCCCCGAGACCCGAGCAGCACCCACGGGAAGGUGUGGAGGCGCAGGCCUUUCCCACUUCAUGCCAUUGCCCCCGGGACGGGGGCAGCCUCAGGCCUGAGCUGCUGAAAACAGCCUCACCUCCUGAUCUUGCCCACCUGGGCUGCUGCCCUGAGCCUCCAGCUCCUUCAGGAGGCCCAGCGCCUGUAUCUCCCACGAGGGGGGACUGGAGUAGAACACCGCCCUGCAUGCUGUGUGGCAGAGGAGGCCCUGGGGCUGGGGCUAGAGCCAGAGCCAGCCCUUCCUGCUGGGGGAUGAGUGAAGCUCUGGGAGGUGGAGAUACCCAGUCAGCCUCUCCCAUGUCCUUAGGGGACAGCCCAGUGGAAUUCCUCUAAGGGUUCUGACCCAUCCUACAGAGGGCUAGAGCCUGUAGCUGCCCAUAGGGUUAGGGAAAAGGUGGGAUGGGCAGUGCUAAGGUUUGGGGGAUAGCAGAGGGGGAUGGAGGCAGUGUGUGUCCAAACCACACCUGGGCUGGGAAAAGCCAGGGGGGCAGGGAGACGGAUGCAGGCUGCCCCAGCCAGGGGAGAGGCAUUGGUGGGAGGGCCAGGGCUGGGGCUGAGAGCCAGGCAGCGGGAGGAGUGAGGGGUGUCACGGGGCUAUCCCCCCAGCCCGCAGGGCGGUGCUUGGCUAGAUACUGUCCUCUGUACAGCUGGGGCUCGUUCUCUCACUGGAGGAUCUGGUCACACAUUAAAGAUCCCCCUGCAGCCUUCGCCUGGUGCCUGUUCAUCCCCUCAGAGGGAAGGGGGCGGUGCAGAGCUGCUCCCGGCCGGGCCCCAUGUACAGCGCUUCAGCCAGUGUCCCCUUCCUGCAGCCACCUGGUGCAUCUACACCUGACCCAUCCCCAUUUGGAGCCCCUUCCCCGCCGGGACCCUUGGCCUCCCCCAGAUGGGGGCUAGAGGCUAAAAAGGCCUGGGGGCCCUGAGCCAUUGUCACUGACAGGGAAUGAGCAGUGGGGCUCUGAGGCUCCUUCUAGCAGGGAGUCCCCUCCCCCCCAAACCCAGCUGUGCUCUGCCUGGGGCGUCAGCCCACACUAAGCUCC
Trachemys scripta elegans is the source of this 4563-nucleotide messenger RNA. It is a transcript of the gene SEPTIN12, whose product is annotated as septin 12. Gene Ontology annotation, molecular function: GTP binding; GTPase activity; molecular adaptor activity. Gene Ontology annotation, cellular component: cell division site; septin ring; septin complex. NCBI's taxonomy places the organism in Eukaryota, Metazoa, Chordata, Testudines, Emydidae. The record is from RefSeq and is a predicted model, not a curated record. The transcript has 13 exons. Bases 582 to 3068 code for a protein of 828 amino acids. Gene Ontology annotation, biological process: cytoskeleton-dependent cytokinesis.